AUGGCGCUGAUGGGUGUCGUUGGAAUGGUUGUGGGGGCCGUCUUUGGUGCUGCUGGAGCCCUGUGGUUUGUCCAGAGGAAGGGAAGACAGAAUCAGAGGCACUUUGCAAACCGAAAAGAUGGUGAUGUGCCCCAAAGGGCUUUGGCAUCUCCUCGGGGAGCCUCGGUCGUGUCUCCCAGGGAUGACCCCAGUGCCUACGCACCGAUGGGCAAAUACAAACAGCACCUGGCAAACAGUGCAGAGUUCUCUAGCUAUGGCACCAUGAAAUUCGUUACCGGGACAGGCAAUGCCAGUCCAAAAUCUUUGCACACGCCGUGCUCUGCGGAAUUACAAACGCCCAGCCAACACCACUCGCUGGGGUCAUGGCGCCACCACAGUCACAGCGAUGGACGAUCUUCAGACAUUGAGCUGAUGGGUCAGGACUUCUCUGGGGGAAAUAGGAGCAAUGGCAAUGGGAGGUCAGAAGAGGGUCACCGCCAAGGAAUGGAGGUUUGGCCACGAUGGCAAACCCCCAGGGUGGCAUCGAGCCCACACGAGGAUGGGGAGAAGCACAGGCACAGGCCAAACGGCCGCGGUACAGCUGAGCGCACAGAGGCAUCAUCGGGGCGGUUGGAUGCACCGGCGGUUGUCGCCGAUGCUCCUGCCUCAAGGAGGUCUGCGGCGGGGCCUGUGAAACUAGAGAGGCAGUACGAGCUGGAGGAGCUGGAGCCUCAGUGGCAU
This is a messenger RNA of Ostreobium quekettii, 720 nucleotides long. Lineage: Eukaryota; Viridiplantae; Chlorophyta; Ulvophyceae; Bryopsidales; Ostreobiaceae. The record is from the annotation of a GenBank genome assembly.